ACAUACGAUUUGCUACAGCUCUACUUGUAAAUGUAAAACAGCAAUUUAGAAUUAUACUGGUGUGGCACUUUCUAAUCUGAUUUACAAUUAAAUAGAAUUCUAUAUAAUUAAAUCUGGUAAAAAGAAAUCGUAGGCUAGUAGUUGUUCUAAAUUAUAUUUUAUUUAGAUAAAUAAAAAUAUGAGCCCGUUAGAAUUAUGGAACGACCGGUGUCUGGAACCUCCACCUAAUAACACAUUUCUCUGUAAUUACAGUAAUGAUUCUCGUCAUAUGUCCUUAAUGUGCAACAAUAUAAAAAAAGUGUUGUCAAAGCAGUUGCCACUUCAUAAGGAGGGUGCAUUGUUAUCUAGAUUUAUAUACAAAUUUGACAAAAAAUUUCGGAACGACAUAGGAUAUAGAAAUUUUAAGAAAGUUAAUACUGCUCUUCAUAAAUAUUUGUCAUUGAAUUUACUGAAAGAUAUUGAGAAUUUUGAUUCUUUACUUCCUAAAAACAAUGAAGAUAAUUAUUUACCAACCAAACAAAUGUUACAGUAUAUAUUAAUACGAAUAAUGACAUUUGCAAUGAUAAUGAAGAGGAUUUGCAUUUGUUCAAAGCAAGCAGCAGUAUAUUACAUGGACAGAUUGAAAAGAGGGGAGAGUUAUUGGAUGUCUCUUAUGCCAUUUGCACUUCUUAGCAGAAUUUGGUCAUUGAGUUUAAUCUUACUGCAACAUUGUUGUUCAUGGUAUUUAAAUCUAUACAACUAUCUUGAUAAAUUACAACUAAAAGGUGUAGAAUUUCUGCCUGCUGGAUAUUCAUUACCUAAGGAUUUGGGUCUGUGGCUAGAUAUUAAAAAUAUAGAUGAUGCUGGACGUUUUCAAUGGUUUUGUAAGAAAAAGAUUCAAGUUAAUUUCAAUUUCAGUGAAGAUGACAAUGACGAUGUGAACUUUGAUAGUAUUUUAGAUUUUGUUAAAGAAUUGAAUCAAGAUGAACAGCCACAACUUGAAAAUCCAAAUUCUUCAAAUGAUAAACUAAAACAAAAUGAUCUUUCAAAUCUAUCAAUUGAUAUAUCAACAAAAAAUAUAGAUAAAGGACAAUCAAUAUCAAGAGAAUAUUUCCAAACAUUUUUUAAUCAAUCAAAAGAAAGGAACAGCCAUUCUGCAGAGAAAGUGACAAAUAAACCAUCACUUGAAACAUUUAUUGCUAAUGAAGAAAAGUAUAGAAAUCAAGAGAGUAAUGAGUCAUUAACCAAACAUCUUAGUUUUAUGCAGUGGCAGAGUUUAAAAAACAGUUUGAUAAAGUUGAGUGAAUCAUUAUCUAAAAAUAGGAAAAUAGAAAUGAAAUUUAAAAAAAUAUGGAAGGAAAAGUGCCUUGACUGUGUGUAAAUAAAUGACUUGAAUACUAUAAAGUUGUAUUAAAUACAUACCAUAUUUAUUAUCUCUUUAUUUAACAUAAAUAUUUACAAUGUAAAUGUUAGAGCACCAUUUUAGAUACAUAUUGUAAUAAUCUUAUGUAAAUUUUAAAGAUCAGGUACAAUUAACAAACUAUAACCACAAUUAUGUAAUAAUAAUGAUCGGGAUGUUAUUAAAGUAACACUUUUAUAAACAUACAAACGUUUUCUUGCAACAAAAAAUAUAAUAUUGAGUUUAUACAUAAUAGUAAAUUACUUUAUUUGAAAUAACCAUUAACAAAAGAAAUGCAGAUCAAUGUUUUAAUUAGACUAUGGAGCUUUUUACAUCUACAAUUAGAAUAGUUGAUAAGCAGAUAUUCAACAAGUUCUUUUUAAUAAAGAAUAUAUAACUUGUUAUUCCAAAGCAACAUUAAUCAGAGUUGAAUAGGUAUUAAUUCCCAGUCCUGCUUGAUAAAUACCACAGCAAUUGAGACUCAUGGUUGUGGUAAAGCAAAGCAAUUUUUUUUUUACAAAACACUUGUAAAUGUAGUUGCAGUUACAUCACUAUCACGCCAUAUAUUCGACAGUGUUUCCUUAUAU
This is a messenger RNA of Diatraea saccharalis (sugarcane borer), 1965 nucleotides long. Lineage: Eukaryota; Metazoa; Arthropoda; Insecta; Lepidoptera; Crambidae. The record is from the annotation of a GenBank genome assembly.